Messenger RNA from Talaromyces proteolyticus, 1670 nucleotides. RefSeq names its product Alpha/Beta hydrolase protein. The record is from RefSeq and is a predicted model, not a curated record. Gene Ontology annotation, biological process: epoxide metabolic process. Gene Ontology annotation, molecular function: epoxide hydrolase activity. NCBI's taxonomy places the organism in Eukaryota, Fungi, Ascomycota, Eurotiomycetes, Eurotiales, Trichocomaceae. The coding region runs from base 208 to 1473 and encodes 421 amino acids. The transcript has 8 exons.
UGUUCUUUGGUUAAUCGCUCCAGCGAGAAUGCGGGGUAUCUUUAUUCAAUUGAUUUGUAAACAUUUGAAAAUUUAUGCGAAUUGCGAGUAUCGCAUAAAGCAACUUCUUCUAAUCUAUAGUUAUGUUCUUUAUUUCACUCCUGCAAGAGCAAGAUAUAAGUAUUUUCUACAGCUCAUAGGGCGUGGGAUUUCCAGAGCAUCCUAAUCAUGGCAUCGUACGAUCAACUACCGCACGGUUCUUCUCUAGAUAUAUCCAGGUUCUCGGUAAAAGUACCAGAAAUUGACUUGAACGAUCUUCGUACCUUACUACGACUUUCUAAACUGGGACCUAAAACAUACGAAAAUAUGCGCUCAGAUGGCAAAUAUGGUGUUUCUUAUGAAUGGAUGUCCAAUGCAAAGGCGUACUGGCAAAAUAGUUUCAACUGGCAUUCAGUAGAAGACCGAAUCAACAGUCUUCCUAAUUUUAUCGUGCAAGUGGUUGACGACGAUGGCGAAACCUAUCCUAUUCACUUUCUUGGGCUGUUUUCAAAUAAGCCAAAUGCAACCCCGUUGAUGUGUAUUCACGGUUGGCCAGGCAGCUUUCUGGAAUUCAUAGAUGUUCUGUUAACACUGCGAGGAAAGUAUACCCCCGACGAGCUCCCGUAUCAUGUUGUUGUCCCUUCUCUCCCUGGAUAUGCCUUCUCAGCUACACCACCGCUAGAUCGUAACUGGAAGCUGGAGGAUUCAGCACGUUUGUUGCACAAGCUCAUGGUUGGACUCGGGUUUGAGGCUGGCUACGUCCUUCAAGGAGGGGAUAUUGGAAGCUAUACCGCAAGAAUCAUGGCUAGCUUCUAUGAUUCCUGUAAAGCACUGCAUCUUAAUUUCUGCGUUAUACCGUGUCCCAACAGGGGUGUACAUGGUGAUCUACCUAUUGAAGAUUUUGAAAAAGAAGGUCUCCAACGAGGUAAUGACUUUGCGCAGUUUGGCACCGCCUACGCUGUUGAACAUGCAACCCGUACUGCCACUAUUGGAUUCACCCUAUCAUCAAGCCCUUUGGCCUUGCUAGCAUGGAUUGGGGAGAAAUUCCUCGCCUGGACGGAUGAAACCCCAUCCCUAGACCAAAUUCUAGAGUCUGUCACUCUUUAUUGGCUAACAGAGACUUUCGCGCGCGCUAUAUAUCCAUAUCGUCAAGAACUUGUCGAAAGUUCGUCGAAAGAGUGGACUGAUGAGGAUUAUUUCUCGGUUUUCCAACAGGGCCCAGAGCGUUAUAUGACGCACAAUGAUCACAACUAUUACUGCCGCAAGCCGAUGGGUUACUCUUGGUUUCCGAAAGAAAUUGCCCCAGUACCGAAGAGCUGGGCGGCUACAACUGGGAAUUUGAGAUGGUUUAGAAGGCAUGACAAGGGAGGUCAUUUCGCUGCUAUGGAACAGCCACAUGCCUUGCUUCAGGACAUUGAGGAUUUCAUUAGCGAAAUACCGUUUGAGAAUCGUUAAUUGGCUCAUCCUGUUACAUUGGCGGAGAGAAAUUUCCAAUUCAAUGUCAUUUAAAGCCUAGAUUUCCUCAACAGGUUGAUCUGAAAAAGUGGUCUCCCCAUGUUUGUAUAACUUGGGGUAGUUUUGAAUAGCUUGAAAAAUAGGAUCGUCUAUCUUUAUAAGCUCAGUUAAGUCGGAUUAAGCAUAGAUAAUAUACC